This is a messenger RNA of Fusarium redolens, 1113 nucleotides long. RefSeq lists its product as uncharacterized. The transcript has a single exon. The record is from RefSeq and is a predicted model, not a curated record. Lineage: Eukaryota; Fungi; Ascomycota; Sordariomycetes; Hypocreales; Nectriaceae. The coding region runs from base 223 to 825 and encodes 200 amino acids.
CCAUAGAAACCAUCAUGUUCGUUGGUUCAUGUAGUUGAAUACUGUUCUCUUAUAGAAUGCUGUUCUUCCCCGUUUCUUAGGCCUUUGAUAUGAGCAUGCCUGUUGUUCAUGUCCCCAUCAUAGAUCGCGAGGCUCAUCAUGUUCACCAUCUUAUCUUUCAGUUAUGACAAAUAAUCUGCACCCUCGGCCAAUUUACCUUCACAAAUACGCACAUUAGCAAAAAUGAGCACCGCAUCUACCUUACAAGGACUAGAAACGUCCACGUGUACCAAGUCACCUGCAACAGCAGAUCUUCAACCAGCUUACAAACAUGAUAUAUGUGAACAAGGCAGCACUAUUGAAGACGAUCGCCCAGCGGAAGAAGAACCAUUGGAGUAUUUGGUCUGUUAUCUCUUUUCACAUUCCAUCUUUCGACCGGCUCGAAAGCCACUGAUACGCUACCUUCGGGACCAAUCCGCCAUCAAGCCGAUUCGUCAAAGUCCGUCGCUUGAGAUCAUCACCGACUUACCUUCAAUGCUCUUCGGCAGUCUACCGUUGUUAAUAUCGAUAUGGGCAUUGACCAGCUACUGUUGGAUCCCAUUAUGCGGACUGAUGAUAUGGGAGCGUACGGGCUCUGAUGUCGUAUAUCAAUCUCUGUCAUGGAUCUUGAAAGGAGUUGGGAUUGUGAUGAAUGUUAUGGGGAGAUCAUAUGAGAGCGUCACUACGAUAAAAACUUCUGCAAUUAUGUCAAAUGGAGCUCGACGGGUACUGCCGUGGGUAGAUGGACAGAUGGAUGACGAUGGAGCGCUCGGGAGUCUUUUAUAUCCCCAUUGUGGGAGCUCCUAGCACAGCAAUGGUCAGAAUACGAUAAAAGGAAUGGCGGAGUAUACCUGUUAGAUAAAGAAGUAUAUCAUCGACGUAAUGACAGCAUGAAGAAUAUGUGAAUACAGAGCUUGUUGCUGAAUAGCUUCGGAUACGCAUCGUGGAGACGGCAUAUUGAUCCCGAAUAGGUAAUUCACUUGACAAAAUGCUAACAUAACCACGGGCAAAGAUGCUGAAGAUCGUUAGCAUCUGGAGGUUGGGCUGUUUAUGAUGGUAAGAGGCGUUUGACACAGCAAUGUUUGUAAAGCUUGG